CUCUUUCUCUCACUUCCUCUCCAUCAGUCCUGAGCUCUCGCAGCAGCAGCAGCCGCCUCUUCUCCGAGAUGGAGAGCUGGUAGAAGUGCAGCACAGCAGCGGCCGCUCCACCCCCCCUCCUCGCUCCAGUGGAUGUUGGAUGUACGAUGAGGUCUCCGCGGCUCUGGGCAGCUCUGUGCCUCCUCCUCACCGCCUCCUGCCGGCUCUGCGCGGCCGCUCGACACGGUAAGAAGCACCAUACCUGAUCCAACGCCGAUAGAGACUGAUGCACUUCCCUGUUAAUGAACUGACUGCAGCCAGGAGGCGCGCCGGACGACGCGUAAAUCACGUCUUUACCGAUGACUAGUCCCUGUUUCCGCUCUCCUACAGUUGCUGUUGUACUUUACUUUGAGUUUAGAGUAGCCUAAAGCGUGGUAUGCUGUAGUUUUAUCUUUCAUACGGUUAUUGGGAGUGAUUUAAAAUCUGCAGUGUGCUCUGUGAUGUUUUGGACGUAUUUCUCCAAAACACUCUGCAGGAUUUGUUAAAGAUGCUCCGAUGCGCGUUGCUUCUUAGGGAAGUGCUGUUCUGUUAUAUUAUCCUAUAGUCACUUCUAUUUCGUCGUGACAAGCCAGGAUGAGUUUAGUUUCACUGUGCUGCAAAUUUAGACAAACCUGAUCUGCUGAUUUCCACGUUUCAUCAGUUUUCUGCGUGUCUCCUCUCGGCUCUGUUUACACCAGCCAUAAAUCGCGUCACUGAUGCUGUGACCGGGUUCAGUGUUGAUGGGUCUGUGUACGUCAGUGAAUCAUGUUGUUGUACUGUCUGUGAGGGCAAGUACAAACACACAAACAAACACCAGGAGAGAGAGAAAGAAGGGAAGAGAAAUACUGGUUAGACUUGCAUUGAGCUGGCUGUCUGGAUGGUUCAGACACUCAUUAUUUCUGAGUGUAUUUUUGUGGAGAUUUAAAGCAAUUUUUUAAAAUUUCCUGUUAGAUUACGACAAUAAAUACACAAUUGGACAAAUAAAAUCAAUUUACGCUCUUAAUAUGAUAUGAAAGUGUAAAUACAAUGAUAAUAGUUGACAAAAUCCUAUAAUUUGGAAAUAUUAUGCAUCUCAUGUCAGCAGUCACAACAAGAUUAAACUAAUGAACUUAAUCAGCCUUUGUGAAAUGAAAGCAAUAACUCACCUGUUAUGAUGAUCCCUAUAGAGACAUUGUCCAGGCCAAUAACAAAUCAUGAAUCCAAUCUAGUUCUCUGAUAGCAUACAGUGUCCCCAUACAAAUAUUGUGGUCAUCAUUGAGGGUAUAAAAUGACUCACUAUCCCUUUAUUAUUACACAGCUCCCAAGAUCUAAAAUAAACCCUGAUAGGAUUGUUAUAAGAUUUAUGAAUACGUUUCUCUUAGAUGUCACUGUUGGACCACACCCACCAUUACUGAUGCUUGAUGUAGUCUGAGGUGAGACGCUUCUUUCACCCUGCUUUUCCACCGCAGCAGAGUAGAUGAUUCAAAAAGGCUACUUCAACAUGGAAAUACCUCAAUACUAGACUGGUGGUGUGUUUGAGGGGCGUAGGGACAUAAAGUACCCACCAAAAUUCUACAGCACUGUAUGCACUAGUCAUAUUUCCAUCAUGCUGGCAUUUAAAAAGAGCAGUAUAAAUCCUUCCUAAAGCUUCAUGUCACACUAAAAUCACUGGAGAAAGCACAUUGAGUACUGUGGCAUUAAAAAAAAAACAAUGUAAUAAAACCAGGGGUAAAGGUUUUAUAAUUUAAACUUCUUUUUUUAUUGUAACUACAGACAUGCUGUGGCCUGUAAUACACUGGAAAGUUAUGCAUGGAAAAAUAUAUAUAUUUACAUCUUUAAACUCUGUGAUUUCUAUCACUGUACAGCUGCUAAAAGUAAAUCAACACCUUGAGACGCUGUAAGAUCAGUCAGUAAUCCAUCCAUAAGAUCAAUAUAAUUUGACUGUCAGGUUCCACAGAGACAUUACAGCUCAACAAGGCGGAUUACAGACACAUUAUAGAGUAUCACAAUGCUGUUAAGACCAUAACUGACUUAAAAGGUCACCAUAUAAUCUUAAUAUCCUGACAUGUAUAUUGCAUUAGGGUUAGGGUUACUGCAGUUCAGGCUUCAAGCAGUUAUACUGUAUGUGAAGAGAUACAGGUAAAUAGUGAGUCAUUUGAGAAGUUUAGUAUGUUUUGAAGUGCUGGCUGAAAAAACUGGUAUAUGACACAGAUAAGUGGGCUGAAAACAUAUCUUCAGUCCAUUACAGUGGAUGUAAAAUUUAGGUUUUUACUGACUAAAGGACAACUCAUCACCAGUUAUUUUUUUCCUAAAUAAGGAUAGUUUUUUUGUCCUCUGAAAGGAAAAUUAAAUACAACAAAAGAAAGACUUAAUCUUAAUCUGAAUUUGACACUGUUUCUGAUGUUUCAAACUUAAAUUCUUGCCAUGUAUCAAUGCAGGUAGUCUAUAAACAUGUUCAUGAAUAUUAAAAUAGCGAUAAACGAUGUCGUACUCACAUCUAUGACUCAUGAGUAACCCCUGGGCUCCAUCUGCUGACAGUUACUACAGCCAUCUUCUGUCUGCAUGACACGCUGAACACAGUUUGGGUUAGUUUCAGCACCAUGGACAGAUAACAGCUGAAGCAUUGCAGCAGAAGAGACAGGGACCAGUUGAAGUGUUUCAGCACCACGGACAGAGACCGGCUGAAGUGUUUCAGCACCAUGGACAGCAAAAACGUGUAAAUCCUUUUUAUGGUGCUCAAGUACUGUCAAUCUGUCAGUCAAAAUCAUUUAGAAAAAGAGUCCUGUUGAAUUCAAAUGGUGACUUUACAUAAAUUUUAUGGUAAUUUCUGUUAUUUUGGUGCUCUGAAUGUAUAAGUCAUUAGACUAGAGCUAAACACAAAUGUAAUUUCAUGUUUAGACACAAACUAGACAUUUUCUCAGGACCCUAAAGUUUCAUCACCAAUAGUCUAGCCUAACAGAUCCAAAAGGAGUGUAAACCGAGUUAAAGGACCUUGAGGCUAAACUAAGGCCUAAAAAAACAAAUACUGCUAAUUUAAGUACCCUUUUACUGUGUUUUUAUCAAGUAAGAUUUGGAUCUUACAGUGUUCAACAAAAGCAACAGAAACCCAAAACAAAACCAGUCUCCUCCAGUUUUGUAUCUUCAGCUAAAAAGAAUAGUCAAUCUUCUUCUACCAAAGUCAGCAUUAAAUUUAAAGUGCAAAAUUAGGAUUACUACGAUCAAACACUACCUGCUCACAAAGACUUAUAUUUAGAUCAGUGCGUUUUGCAUCUGUGUGUGUGGGAGAUGAUAACAGAAAACAUGAUAACAGGAGAGGCCAGCAGCUGUGACAAAUGAAGGAUCAUGGGAAACACACCCAGAGACAGAGAGAAUAUUUUGGAGCUACAGACCUGGUCUGAAAGAUUAGAACAAUCAUAAAUGAGACAAUAUUAGUCUCACAAAACAGGGACAUUGUUUUCCAACAUUGCAGUUUUUUUCCAGAACUGCUGAAAGGAUUAAGCUCUACUCUUUACUCUGCUAUACACUUGCAGUCAAUUUGAGCAUCCAACCCUAUCUGUCUCUCAACACUGUCUGACUUCCUGUCUUUAGGGACUAUUUUCAACCACAUAUGAAUCUCUGCUAAGUAUCUGGGUACAAAAUAGUCUAAACUACACCCUGAGAGUGAAUGGUCAUAAACCAAGUGAGCAACAGCCAUGUUUUUUAAGUAGAAAACAGAAUCUGAGCAAAAAAUCGCAUCUAUAUUCCAGAGGACAAAGAUGUGAGUGAUGUUAUGCUGAUAUAAAACAGAAACUAUCUCCAGCCUUUUCCCUGACAUACUUCCCGUGGAUCAAUGUGAGCUUUAUUUGGAGUGAAAAAUGGUAAAAAGUGAAAGGUUUAAAGGUUAGCUGAGCCGGGAAGGGUUGUAACCUCUCUGCCUCUGCAGCUGUUAUUCAGACACACCACGCAGGUUUGAUUCCUCUCCUCCGUCCUGGCUGACUCAUUCCACCUUAAAUAUCCACCGUCAGCCUGCAGACCAGAGGAUGAGCGGCCACAAAUGCCAUCAGAACCAUUAUGAGAAUUACGCUGGAUCCAAUCUGGUGGGAAGCUAAUGGAGGAUAAAAGCAACACACAGAAAAACUGAUGGUGAUGGAGGAAGGCUGGAGAUCAGUUUCUGGGCUGAACAUGAGUCAGCCUGAAUUUCUUUAUGUUUACUCUUCCACAGAAAACUCAUAUAAGACCAACGGGGGCCUUUUUUAGUACUGGCUUUCCAAGUUAUCUGUUUUUUAAAAAUUAACUUAAAUGCCAAAUCGAUCAUGUUUAGUGUACUGAUCUCUUUCAGAUGAUAAAAAGUUAGAUGGGCAGUUUCCAAGUGUUCUUAUCAGCCUCCCUAAUGAUAAUCAUUUUGUUGAAUUUGUACAACUAAACAUCAUAAAGAAAUCAGAAGAAAUCAACAAUGAGGGGUUACAAAAUUCAUAAGGUCAUAGAGGUUGAGGAAGUCUUCAUAUGUGAAAAAUAUUUUAAAAAACAACAAAGUAUGAUAGAAAUUGCCCUCCUUAUGAUAAAACCAACUCCCAAUUUGCUCCUUUUUUCUGUCGUCCUUGAUGAUGUAAGGAAUAGAAAUCUAUUCAAGCUUUCCUUACUUUGUCUUUUAUUCGAGUCACACCAAACCCUAAAAGACAAAAUGGAGCAGGCGCUGUUAUUAACCACAGAAACUCAGUAUGAGAUGGAGGGUUCCUAUACUGUCUUUUUCUUAAAGUACUGUUUUUGUUAAAGAAAAGAUGGAGGAGUUUCCCCAGAGAAACAUCAAGACCUGCUGCUGGAUGAAACAUCUCCGAGUUGAGUCAUUUUCAUGUUAUUUUCUUGUUAAAAUUGAAUCAGGUGGAAAAGCACACUGCUGGGUCCAUUUCUGAGUGCCUGGGUUACAAACUCCUGCUGAAUCAACUCAUCUGUUGAAACCUCCUCCCUAAUGAGUCACAAAAGAGGUUUCAAAGUUUUGUUUUCUUCUUUAAAAAAGGUUUUUUUUAUAAUUGUUUUUUUUUUCUGCUAGACAAGGGAACCAAUUGUUUUCAAAGUGCAGUUUGUCGACAUAAAAUACAAACACAAACUUCAGCAACAAGCCUUAAAGUUUACAUUUUUGUAUGUUCAGCUAGAGCUGGGCGAUAAACCGAAAAUUUAAUGAUUCUGGAAUUUACCACAAUAACCAACGUCAUUUUGCCCACGUCAAUAUAUUCGGUGUCAAAAAAUAAAUUAAGAAAGGUUGGUCUUGGAUGUGUGUAGGUAGGCUAUGGUCUCAUGUCCCAGGAGACGUGACUCCACCUCAUCCAGUCUGUGACAAAGAGGGAAAGACAGGUGAGGAGAUGGAGGUCACUUCAAAAGUUGUGGUGGCUGAAGUAGACAAAGUUAAUGUGGGAGGGGGUGAGCAGCUUGUGGAGUAGUUAUCGUCCAUUUAUUGUUAUCGAGGUGAACUGCUCAAUAUAUCGUGAUAGUGAUUUGAGGCCAUGUUUCCCAGCUGUAUGAUCAGUAUUAUAGAUCCCCUUAAAAAAAAAUUGGCUCACAUGUAUUUAUACUUUCUCCUGAACCAUCUUUUAUCUGCUUCAUCCACCACAGUACUGACUAAUGCAUUUUUUACAGUGCAGCUCUCAGUCUGCACAUUACAUACUCAAUUAUAUCCAAAGUUCUUGUGAUUAAUGGGUAAUGUUGUGUAUUAAAUAGUUGAUUGAUUGUGAAGCGGCGGUUGACAGUGAUUGACAGUCUGCAGGAUGAAUUUAAUAAGCUGAUCAUCUUCUAGGAACAGACAGAGAAGAAAAGGAGAGAGGAGGAGGGAGAAGGGAGGAGCAGAAGGACAGAGAGAUAAGAGGAAAGAGGGAGGGCGGACUGUGUGGGCGGAGGAGAAAGGACAGAGAUUAGUCAUCAUGUGGAGUUUGGAUGGAGGAGGCGACGGGUAGAUGGAGAUUCUCUUCAGUGUUCUAUGUUUAGCAGCGCCUCGUCUCCCUCGUUUAAUGGAGAUUCCCUCUGUGAUAGCAGCUGCUUGGUUUGUGUCGACAUGUGAUCAAUAAUACAUCUGACUUCUUAUAGAUUUUGGGGGGAAGAAAAAAAGGCCAAUUGAAUUAGACCGGGUUGUGGUGUUGUGAGAGUAAAUCCCAAAGAUCCACCUGAGAGUUGUUCUGCUUUCCUCGUGUCAGAAAUGUUCUCUUGUCAAGUUUUGUUUGUCUGUCUUCCAGUUCAGUGGUCUUUUUAUUAUUCAGAAAACACUGAAGAUAUUGAUGUCACUCUUCUGACAGGUGAAGAGGGGUUGAAGUGGUCAGAAGAGCAGACACUUAGUGAGCAAAUAUUCACUCACACAUCAUGUUGAACUUAAAUGUUAUGCUCUUCAGCGACUCCUCUUGUGUGCAUAAAAACUGGAGACUACAGGCUCUUCUAAUAAUGUGACCUGAUGGAAUAAAUUAUUUCCUAUAUGAUUUCCUAAAAAUUGGAAAAUCUUAAAAUUAUGAUGUUUUAUGGGGGACGAUUGUGUAGAAAGUCUGGUUUAAAACAAAAAUGUGGAUCUUGCAGGUUCCCUGGACCUACUUUUGCAAAAAUAGUUUGAAAGGGUGAAAAUACAGUGGGAAAAUUGCGAAGGUAAAAAUCAGUGCGUCGACUUGUCCACAGAGCCAGAAUAUUCCAAAACUGACAUUCAUGAAAGACAUUUUUUACAAGAAGUGAAACACAAAUAUUGACCGCAUAGACAUUUUUUAACAGGUUACUGUUAUGUGACCGCUGGAGUCUUCUCAAACUGUUGCAGCAAAAAGAGUUAAAGUGAGUGGAGAGUGGAGCAUGCUGUGAUCAUGCACCUAAAGCAUGGUGUCUUUAAUUAUCAGAGGCCAUAAAAAUAAUGCACAUCAGUGUUUUAUAAACCCACAAUGAAAACUAAACAAAAACAGCAGCAGCCGCUUCACAUCUGCUGCUGUUUACUACCUCGCAACAGAUAAGGACCUGGAAAAGGUCAGCUGUAACACACAUGCACACGCAAUAAUACCAUCACUAAGCAACACAAGAUUGAAUCUAGUGUCACUGCCUGCUUUGGUUGGGGUUUCCCUGGAUCAUCCUGUCUGUAUUUGAGAUCUGUAAACAAGUCCGUUUUCAUUUCAUCUCCAACGUUGAUGUUACAGAGUUAGGAUGACAUUUUCUUCCAUUAUCUCGGACUGCCUGUGUUUUAAUCUGAGACACAAAAACUGAUCUACCCAUCUGACUUUUGGAAUAUAUUCCCACCCUCAAAUAAUGUAUGUUGGUUUUGAAGUUUGAUGAUUGGUUAUCUAAGAGGUCAUCAGAGUGUAUGUAGUUGUGACCUGUGUUUGACUUUCAUUACACUGGAGUGUGUGUGGAGAAGGUCUUAUUUUUCCAGCUGUAUUUGUCAUCUUAUACUCAUGAAAGUUGAAGGUGAUGUUGCAGCUUCUUUACGAAUACUUGUUUUGUUGUUUCUCUGUCUGCAGGUUGUUUGUUUGAGAAGAAGCUCUGUCCAAGAGACCAGCUCUGUAAUGAUGGUGAGUUUGGCAUUGCAUCUCAAACUGUUUUAAUGAGUUUGUUUCUGUUUUGACGUCAUUGAGGGCCAAUAUGAACAGAACAGCUGCAGUAUUAUAUAAGAAAGCCAAAGCUUCCAACUGCACAAACUCUUUCCUGAUAACUUCUUUAUCAAUAUUUGUAUUUCCUCCUCACAGGCAAUUUAUUUCUUUUUAAACUUUGUUUAUUAAGGUUUUUCCACAAUAAAACAGACACACAAGAACACUCAGAACAGAGUCCCCACCCCAUAAAGUGAAGAAAUAAUUAUAUAAAUACAUAACUAAAUAAUAGUAAUAAAAAAUAGAUGAAUAAGUCUAAGACAAUGUAUGUUAAGCAUGUUAAAAAAGGGACUUAUAUUAACAUAAAAAAGAGAGAAUGUUACGGAAAAACAAGAGAACCAAAAACUUGAUUCAUCCAACUCUGAUUUCUCUUCCACAUAUCUCAGAAAAAGUUGCCUAAUCUAAUCGAAUUUGCCAGUUGAACCUCUAAGCAUGUGUUUUAUAUUUUCCAAUUUCAUAUUAUAUAAAAUACUUAGGAUCCAAAGUGUGUGGGGACAGGUGAGAGGAUUUUAGUAAAAUAAAAAAAAAGGUAAAGGUUCAAUCCAGAUAGAAAAAAAAGACAACAAUCCACUCUGCUCGGUUAAUCUAGUUUUAAAUAUCUGAAAAACUCUGAACAAUUCAGAAAUAAAAAGCAAGAUAAUUUUUUUAUUGUAAUUUGGGCCCUCUGACCUUUUAGAAAAAGAAAACAUCUGUCUCAUAUCGCUCAUUGUAAUCUUCUGCAUUUAUGAAGUCAAGUCCAAAGUGCUCACAUGAUUGCUUCUGUCUGGCUGAUGUGGACAUGUCCUUCCCCAGUGGUGGCUCGUAUUUACGGUGCCGUGAAUGCAGUGUGUGAGAACAGUAAACCAAGUGAUAGUGAGCGAUCCCAGAGGGCUCCAGCUGUGGCGCCGUGCUCCAGGAAGCUGUGACGUGUUUUUCUGUCCAUCAAACAGUCAGAGCUGUUUGUUUGUCACCGCUCAGUCCGGCUUUAAUGUAUUCUCUAUGAUCCCUCUGUGUAUUUCCUGCUUCCUGCUCAAACAUGGCAGGGAUGUCAUUACAAGACCGUGCAGGAGUGUGAGUGGGCAUAAAUGUGAGCGUGCACGAGCGUGAGCGUGCAUCUGAGUGUCUCAGCCUUCAGAAGGAGCUGCAUUAUUGAUGGAAGGUUGUUUCACCCCUGAGGAUGUUUUGUUCCCUGUUCCAGAGACGGGAACAUUGAGGGAACAUCGGUGGUGUUCUCCUUAUGACGUAUGCCAGAUGGUGCUAUGAGAGAGUUGCAUGUGCUGACCAUAGACUGUAUAUACUUUACUUAUAUAUACAGUAAUAUAAUACGAAUACUUCUAUAUAUAGUCUAUGGUGCUGACAGUGAGUGACAGUAACAGGUGUUGAUUCAGAGCACACAUAGCAUGAUAUAUUCAUUAACGAAAAUGCACUUAGAUCUGGGAUCCAUGAUUUAGUGUUAUUGUUAUAGUCAGCAAAAGACAGCAGCAGUUUUUUUUAUAGUUUAUAUAGUUUUAUACAGUUUUGCAAUGACUUCAGUCCGACUCCAUUCAAGGUGGCGCUGAACAAAAAUAUAUCACGUUUUUUAAAAACAUCCGCAAAGUCUGAUGGAGGUGAUAUUAACCAGCAGACAUUUUUGUGUGCAUAUACCCAGUUGUCAUUGGGAUGAUGGAGUAUGUGUGUGUGUGUGCUGCUGGUGAAAUCUGAGUGUGUAAGAAAUGAUUGGUUUCUCUUUAAGAUUCGCCACAUGGGUAUCAGAGGUAGAAAGAGCGAGGGAAGUGAUGCAGAGUGAGAAAAAAACAGAGAGACAAAAGAGAGAAGAAGAGCGAGAGUGCAACGUAAACAAGGUCUCCCUCCGUCACGGCUCUCUGCCAAUCGCAGCCUGUCCUGGCCGUCUCUAUGACAACAGUGACAUCACUUGCCUGACGACCGUGUGUCUCCCUCAUGAGUGUGUGUGUGUGUGUGUAUGUGUGUUUGAUGAGGAAUGGAGGGAAGCAGAGGUGAUGACUCAUCGAGGCCCACAAACACACACACACGCACACACACACCCACACAUUCACACAAAGGUUUUUCAUGUGUAUGAGAUUUGUGUGAACAAGUGUGUGUAUUUAUGGUGAAUGUGUUCAAAGGCUGUGUGUCAUAUGUAGAUGUGUGCAUUUGAAUGUGUUGUGCGCUAAAAUGUGCACUUUUUCUUAUAUUCUUUUUUCCUGCAAACCUGCAAAAUAUGUUCCUGGUGAAGUUUGAAUAAAAUAGAAAAUGUUGCAGCAUAUAUUUGUGUCCACCUGAACUGAAUCGAAGCUAAGCUACUUUGGGCUUUCGCAGGAUUUAAAGGAUCAGUUUAACCCCUUUAUGAGAAUCUUGCUCACCUUUCACUUGCAGCCUUUCAAGUGAGGCAUAAAACUGACAGAGUCCAAAAGUUAAAAAAAGAAAGAUCUGUAUGCACACUUCCUGUCUUGUUUAUUUUAGGGCGACUCCUCUGGCUUUUAAAGAGAAUAAAGGAUGACUUACAAAAUGGUUAGCUAGAAUCUGAUCUGACAUUCAAGCCCUACUUAAAUCAGCGUUUGUAGACAUAGUGUCAAACAUCAGCCUGAUGUCUUGACCUGUUUUAUGAAGCAAGUGUAAAAAACACUCUCUAAACCCUGUCAUAUCUUACUGUGCAGAUGGAUUGUUUGGGCAGUGCCAGUUCCCCCACCAGGAGCCCAUCCAGUACCAGGUGUCUGUACCUGUCCUGCACAAGCUGCAGGAAGUCCUCAAAGACCUGAUGGUGCAGGGUGAGCCUCUUUCACACCAUGUGGAGAAUUGAGAUUAAACCUCUGAUCUGGUUUGACAUGUUAAGACAGCGAGGGUGAUUUUUCUAUCGCAGGUCUGACUUGGAGGGACGACAUCACUCAGGCAAUCAUUGCUCAAGAGCUGAGUCAUGUCCCCACCAUCAGCUCCUCCAAAUUUCACGAGAAGUCUCCCAAGCAGUAAGAAGCAAAUUAACAUGGUUUGAAUAUUGAUGAAGAACAAGCAGAAAACAUGAGGAUGGACAGAAUAAUGGUUGAUUUACUUUUGAUUUACUUGAAAUAAAUUUUAAGUCUCCUUUCCAAGGUUUUCCAAACAGUCACGUCCCAGUCAAAGAAGGGUUCAGGUGCCUGAGGAUCCAGCUGAUCCUGAGAUGAUGCAGCAGUAUGUGGACUACAUGAUCAUGGACCCAUCUCGAUCGUCCGUCCACAUGCAGACGCCUCUGAUGGAUCCUUACACCUACCACCAGGUAGGGGCAAACUUUUUUAUUAAAGAUACGUGUGUGAUUUAUUUCUUAGCUUCACUUUUGAAACCACACAUUUAUGUUUCUGCAGCAGCAGUACGGCUACCAGGAGGAGGAGGAGCGCUCCCUCAACUCUUUGGACAACAAUCAAGCCUUCCCACUUCUCGCCUCCUCCUCGCGCUCCAGAGACCCUUUGGACAGAGACCGGCAGCUCCUCCAGGACUUGGUGUCCUUUUACCUUACCUCUCCUUCCUCUUCAUCCUCUUCCUCCUCUGUGCAGUCACUUUCUCGACAAAGAGGGGCCUUGGCAGCAGCUGCAUCAGCAGGAUUUCCCUCAUCAUCAUCUUCUUCCUCUUCCUCCUCUUUCUUCCCGGAGCUGGACUUCCCACUGGACUAUGGCGAGGACUAUGUUUCCCAGGUGGCUCAGCUUAACAAGCAGCAGCAGAAGCAGGAGCAGGAGCAGGCAGAGAAGAAGGCACAGGAGGAGUAUGAUGCCCUCUCAGGCCUGGAUGGUGAGAAAGAAAGUCAAGUCAUGCUGAAAAAGGGAAGGAAGAUUUAUGCAUUUUGGUGGAAAUCUUUGAGUUAAAAUUCAGGAGAUGAAAUAUUUCAAGGUCAAAUAUGAAAUCCUUGAUUUGACAUAAUUUCAUGAAUUUCGGCCAAGGAAAGUGCUGAAUUGAAAGGAAGAGAUAGACAGGAUGAUAGCUGAGAAAUAAGGAAAAAUGAAGAGUCAGGCUCUGUCAAGACUGUAACUGUAGCUGUUACGUUAUUAAAGUUGUGAAAUUUUAGGGGAGAAAGUUUCAUCCAAAGUAAAGGGAAUAGCACAAUCUGUAUUCUUUAAACACUCUCCGCUGUGUUUUCCAGAGCACUCUCUGCAGAGGAUGGCUCUGCUGCUCAGUCACUACGGUCUGGACAUGAAGGAUUUGUCGCCUGAGCAGAGAGACAAGCUGCCAGCUGCUCUGAAGCAGCUCCAGCUCGACAGCUCCUAUGGACACAAAAUAAAUAAAGGUAGGUCUCAUCAGAAAAUCCUGACAUUAGGUUGACUUCAGACAUGUUUCAGACUUCACAGGUCUAUAAAGUCUUUUCAUACCAGAACAUUUGAUCUCAAACCAACAAAUCUCAUCAUGUUAACAAAGUCUUGUCACCACUAUUAUGUCUCAAGAUCAUGUGAUUGAGUCUAUAUCUUUUGAAAAAUACUUGUGUUAUUGAUGAAUAACCUUUAAUGCUUUCUAUUCAACAACUCGUAGAAAAGUUAAAGUAGUGAGCGAGCUUUUAUGUACAAAAAUAAUUAGGAUUUUAUCUGCUGCAAAGAAACAACUCGUUUGACUGGUGAUGUUUCAAAGAUGGAUACUUCAUCUCAGAGCCUUCACUCCCUGGAUACUGUUUACCAUGGAGCUGUGAGGGUCAUUACAAAUCUAACGUAUCUAACUGAUCUUGGUGAUGAAACACUUCUAAAAGAGGUUUUUGUUUUUUGUUGUGUAACUGCUGUGACAGUAGUAUUAAAAAUUAUCUGAAGAAUUAUCUUGUCUGCUCUCUUCAGGACAAAACAUGUGCUUAAAUGUGUAAAUAUCUUUUGUAUUGCGUCACAGGUGACCAUAUUGUGUUUGUGCUUACUCUCAGAUAAAAAUGGAAACGAUCCCGACAAAGGGAAGAAGGUGAGAUGAUACCAAUGGUGUGUUUAAUCCUCUUAAUGUUUAUGAAAAAGUAUGAAAGUUUUUUUUUAUGUGCACAUGCUGUCUGCACUUUUGAUCAGAUGACAGAGGGUUCCAUGGCGUACAAGAUGGCGACCCCUGAGGCUCCGCCCUCUCCUGCCAAGCCCCCCUCACCAGAGGAAGCUCAGAAAGAUUCUCGUCCUCCUGCUCCUCCUGCAGCUGCAGCCGUCAAACAGGACAAACCAGCGGCCAAAGUGGACGAGUUCGGAUACAUCAUAACCAAUCAGAGGUGAGUAUGAUCAUUUACCGCACCUGCCUCAACCAAUCAGAGCCACUUCCUGUAUGUGAGUGAAUGUGAUGUCAACUUCUUUAUAUUUUUGUAUUGUUUUUUAAUUUUCAUGUGUCUGGAUAAAAAAACUGAUCAGAGUGAGAAAACAUGCUAAUUAGAAGAUAGAAAGAAGAGGAAAAAAAGAGAGAAAGAAAGAAAGAAAGAAAAGGAAAUAAAGAAUAAGAAAUUAAGAAAGUAAGAAAGAAUAAAAAAGUAAGAAAUUAAGAAAGAAAUUAAGAAAGUAAGAAAGAAGAAUAAAAAAGUAAGAAAAAAGAAAGAAAGAAUAAGAAAGAAAGAAAGAAAGAAAGAAAGAAAGAAAGAAAGAAAGAAAGAAGAGCAAACAAGGAUGAUGGGAAAAACAGAAAGUUAACAGACAACAACAAAGAUAGAAAAGGAGGAAGUCAAAGAUGGUAAAUAGGAAUGAAAAAAAGAGUAAAAGGAAAGUCCACUGGGAGAAGAGAGGAGGCAGCGAUGUGAUUUGUGUAAUUGUUUGACACACAGUGCAGUUUUGUCCAGGCCUGAUGAAUCAAUGUGUUCAAGAAGCGAGCUGAGCAUGAAUCAGCCCUGACGCACAAACCCUGUAGGCGACUACUUUGUUAUCUAACAGUAAAGCUGAUUAAUGCUGCGUGUGAGUAAAACUAAGUACUGUUAGAAAUAAAGAGAUGUCGUCAGAUAUCAGAAUACUUGGAUGCUUUUGGAUCAGGAAUAAACACGAGACCUUCCCUCUCACAGGAAACCUGAAGGGCCAAAUACUUCCAUUCAUGCAUUUUUUAGAGUUCAUGCACUCUUUAGUUUCCUUCAUCCUGACACCAACAGCUAAAACUGAGAUUUUACUGCAUGUUUGAGUUUGUUGUUCAAACAAAAGUCCUCUUUGUGUGGAUAUAUUAUUUAGGUUCCCCUACAUCUGCAGACAUACAGAUCAGAAACAAGACACAAAAUUAGAAACUGGGUGAAUGUUUAAGUGUGUGUGCAUUUGUGUUUGUCUGUGUGUGUGAAUGUGUGCGUUUUGUCACCGCAGCCCCCUCAGUCUGAAUGAUGGGGUGCGACUUUUGGAGCGCCUGUUGGUGAGAAGCGGCCUCUCCACCGCCUCUGCCAUCAACAUCAGGUAACAAAAAAUCUAGGGAAGUUUUAUGUUAUCACAUAAAACUGACAAACUUCAGUGAAAGACAGUCUUUAUGGAGUCAAAAUAAUUUAUAAUAAACUGAAGUUACAGCCGGUUUAGUUAAAAAAUUACCCUAAAAUACCCAUGCACAAACAUCAGGAUCAUCAAAAUCAUGAGAUAUGUUAAAAAAUUUUAAUAAACUAAUCAAACUUUUGUUUUAAUCAUGAAAUAGUUGUCUAAAUACAGAAAAGUAGAGGUAGGAAGAAGCAUAAAAAUAAAGAACUAAGGAUAAUACCUCAGACUUGUAGUACUGCACAGUACUACAGUACAUGUUUAACCUUGUACCUGUUUCUCUGCUCUUUCUUCUGCAGUGUGGUUGGACCCUCAAUCACCUUCAGGAUCAGACCAAACUCAAAGAACCUGACUGCUGGAGAAGUGGCAGAGAAAGCAGGUAAACACAGCUGUAAAAUGGAUCAUAAUAUCUUAAAUACUUUCACCCAUACUACUACUUCUACAAAGAAUAAGAGGAUAUAUGUUGUAGCUGUAAAUUAAAGUUUUAUUUUACAGUUGCUGAAAAGGACUUCUUGGAGUCUGAGACUGGCCUGAAGGUGCUGCAGAGCGGAGUCGGAGAGGUGGGUGCCUGUAGAGUAGACUGGAGACCUUCGACUUUGCUUCAGUAGAUGUAAAACCCUCCUGAGAAAGAGAUCUAUAUUAUUGUACAUGCUGAAAAAUACUGAUUUGGUGCAGAUUUCUAACUCGUUGAUACGCUACGGUGCGGUGAUAAGAUUGCACAAAACUAAAGUACCAAUCAAUCCAUCAAACUUUAUUUAUAAAGCACUUUACAUACAUAUAAUGUAGCACAAAGUGCUGUCCAUUCAAGCAGGAUAUACAAGUUGUAACUCAACAACUAUAAUAGGGUAAAAUCACAUAAUGCAGAUUAAAAAAAUAAAAACAAAAUUUUAAUUAAAAGCCAGACUAAAAAGGCAGGUCUUUAGUUUACUUUUAAAAAUAUAAACAAUAGGUGUCGCUCUCAGGUCUGCAGGUAGACUGUUCCACAAAUAGGGACUGUAAUAUUGGAAUGAUGAUUCACCGUAUAUUUUAGUUUUUAUUUUGGGGAUAAUGAAAAAAGACCACUACCUGAAGACCUGAGGACUCUACUAGGCUCAUACAGUAAAAGCAAAUCAGACAAAUAAGAAGGGACCAAGAGCUUUAAAAACUAAUAAAAGAACCUUAAAAUCUACUCUAAAAGACAGCAGACCAGUUUUUCUUAAUUGUAUUUGAAUAUAGUGCUUACGUGAAUGUAUUUCGUUAGUUUUCAGCUCUAAUAAGCAUCAUAUCAAAUAAAAAUUUUAAAAAAUAAAGUUCUGAAUACUUUUAUUUUGAAAGUCCGCCCCGGAAGUACAGUAUGUUCGCAUUCAGUCGACUUUGACUGUAUUGACAGUACGGCGUGAGGGAAGCAUGAGGUUGAAGUAUGUAGGUCGACAUCGUGGGAUUGGUGAGUAAAUAAAAGCUCCCUGAUACUUCUGCCGGCGCGAAUUAACCCUAAAUUAAUAUUUAACAGCAGAUCUACUGUUACAGCAGCCUAAAGUCUCUCUAGAUGUCAAUUUAACCCAUUUCUGAUCACUUCUCAUCACCUCGGGAAAAAUUCUGACUUGAUAUAAGUUCUCAGCGACGUUCAUGUCUCCUACAGAAUCAAUGUUAUGUAUCUACAGAGUGAAAAAUAAGUUUCUUGUGACAUUUCUGUCGUUAAAGAACAUGCUAUCACUUGUGGUGUGAUAAUAUUAGCAUUCAAUUUCUAGUUUGAAUUGUACAAUUUUAUCAAAUAUGUAAUCUUUUAACACUAUAGUCCUGAAUUUAAACUCGUUAAUGUUGCUGAAUAUAUUGUUCACCUAUCAGUCUAUGUAUCUAAAUGCUGGUGUAGUUUCUUUACACCUAAUAUUCAAUUUAAAGUUACAUUUUUCUAGUUGCAGAAUAUUUUAAAAAUGUGUCACAGUACAAGGACCUCAAUACUAAUUUUAUAAGUGAUCUGAUUUUUAUUUUUGUAUCACCAGUAAUAUUAUUUGGACCAUAGCUUUCUCUGGUGGUGUUUUUGUGUGACUGGAAUAAGAAGUCAUAAUUUCCUGAACCUAAACUGAACCUUGAAUUUCUGCCGCUCUAAUCAGUUAAAGCAUUACCAUUUGACUGUCUUUGUGUGGCCUCACAGCACCAUCACUAAACUUGAGCUAUGAUGUGUUUUGAAGUAGCAAACCACUUUAAAUCCACUUCUGUCCGUAGACCGCAUUUACUAUCAGUCAUUCAUUGGAGUUUUUUCUCCUGUUUUCCUCUGAACCCCGCUGGGCCCCUUUAUUCAGCGGGAGAAAUACACUCCCUAACCCCCUAGCUCAACUUUAAUGUCUUUCAGAAACCACACACACACACGCAGAGGCAGGCACUCACACACACUGCUUCACAUUCCUGAGGCCCAUGAGAGGAAGGAGGAGGUUUGAAAGGUCAAGAGAGACAAUUCAUCCAGGACAGGAGGGAGGGGGAGUGAGAAGAAUAAAAGGGGGAAAAUGAAGAAUUGAAAGGGUGUGGAGAAACCUAGAGUACGUAUGAAAUAGAUGGAUGAUAAAAAAUAGAAAAUUAGAAACAUAGGUUUGUAAGAAUAUUAUUUUACAAAUCAUAUCAGGAGCAAAUUUGAUUUAAAAGUCUUAAACCUGCUAAAGUUUCUGCUCUUACUGUGAUAAGCUGAAUUAUAGAGACACAUCUUCAAGACUACAGGGUCACAUUUCACAGCACUGUGGCACAUUUUGUCCCAAGCUCCUGCUGAGAUCCUUCCUCCUCCUCCUCCUCUUCUUCUUCACACUCCUCAUUCAGCUGUAGUUUCUCAUACACACCCCAUGUGUUUUCUCGCUGUUUAAAAGUGUGUGAGUAUUUGAAAAAUGAUCUAUAAACAAAGACUGAUGUCCCUUUUCGUCCCCUGAUCCCCACAGAGGAAUGAUGGGAAAGCGUUGCCCUUGGCGACCAGGGUGCAGCCCAGAUCCCGCUGGGUGUUUGCCACUCUUGUGGCCAUGGCUUGUAUUGGAAGCAUCCUUGUGGCGGCCAUGACCAUAGCCUGCCUGCGCCACCAUGCCCACCGACUGGCUGCAAAGAAGCUGGGACUGGGACCAGAGGGGGGCAACUUCAGCCACCAGGAGUACCAGGUGAAUCAUCAUGUUCAGAUCAGAUUUAGAACACAUUAAAGUGUUGUUUUUGUGUUUGUGGACAUGUAAAAAAUAUAUAUAUAUAUCAAACUGUGAUUUUCACACACAUACAUAACUGGCUCACCAGGACCUGUGUCGCCAGCACAUGGCCUCCAAAGGCGCCUUCGGACGUCUGGAAGCUGCUGCCCUUGGUGCUGUGGGAGGAGUGAGCGGAGGGGGUGCAAGUGGAGGGGCUGGUGGAGGAGGAGCAGCAGGAGGAGGAGGUGCAGACUCGCGGGUGAGCAGUGUGUCAUCUCAGUUCAGCGAUGGGGCUCAGCCCAGUCCCAGCUCCCACAGCAGCACGCCAUCAUGGUGCGAGGAACCGGCGCAGGCCAACAUGGACAUCUCCACCGGUCACAUGAUACUGGUCAGUGUGUGCAUCAGGUCAUCUCUCAGAGAAGUGUAGAAGAUGUCCAGUAUUUAGUGACAGGAGCAUACUGAGACAAGACAAACUGAUUUAUAGGAAUACCUCACUUCAACAGGCCACAGUCCAAAGUCUGACACCACUUAUUCCGCACUUUUGUCUCAGGCGUACAUGGAGGAUCACCUGAGGAACAAGGACCGUCUGAUGAAGGAGUGGGAGGCUCUGUGUUCUUACCAGGCUGAGCCCAGCGUUGUCUCUGUGGCUCAGAGCGAAGCCAACGCCAAGAAGAACCGCUGCCAAGACUCUGUGCCCUGUGAGUUCCUGCAGCUGCCCGACUCCUUUUACAACUAGUCAAGCACAUGAACAGUUAGAAAAGAUUACAACUAAUAAAGUUAAAAAAAAAAGAAAGAUAAGUCUAAGACGUUACAAAACUUUAUCUGAUAUUUGACUACGGUGUUUGACCAGGGAAAUGGGGAUUUCAGAGGUUAAAUGUCACUGUUGUCCUUUAGAUGACCACUCAAGGGUGAAGCUGAAGGCGGAGAUUAAUCCUUCACGCUCUGACUACAUUAACGCCAGUACCAUAGUAAGUCCCCUGUGGUGAUCACCUUGUAUCUAAUCUCUAAAGGCUCUCCUACUGUUUAUUAUUUUAUCACCAUACUUGGAGAUUUCCUCACUUCUGUCAUCAACUUUUUAGAGUUUUUUUUAAAGAUGUAACUGUGUCUCUUGAUAAUUGAAUUUUUGAGUAAUCAAGCCCUCUUAGUGCUCAGUCUUUGGGGUCACCUCCAACCUUUUCUCUUUUUUAACCUCUAACCUCUCUCCUUCAGAUUGAGCAUGACCCCCGGAUGCCAGCUUACAUCGCUACCCAGGGCCCACUAUCACACACCAUCUCUGACUUCUGGCAGGUCAGCACAACACCACAGAAAACACAGAUGCUGUAUUUGUGAUAUUUUUGUAGACCGAAUGUCCGUCUGUCCUUUAACCUUUAGAUAGCCUGAAAAUAACUUUUGUUUAUUUGAAUUGCAUCAAAAAAUUGAAAUUCCUUUUUUUCUAAGCUCUGCUGGGGGAUACUUAAGAGGCUCCAUGCAGUAGAAGAGCCCAGUUUUAAGACAUUGAGAUGUAAUGACUUUCUGCCUGUUUUUUUCAGAUGGUCUGGGAGAACGGCUGCACUGUGAUCGUGAUGAUGUCAGCUCUGGUAGAAGACGGAGAGAAACAGUGCGAUCGAUACUGGCCUGAUGAGGGUUCCUCUCUCUACCACAUCUAUGAGGUGAUCACAGUGCUGAAAAUGUUGAAAGAUGAAUGAUGUCUCUUAUCUUGAGUCCUGAUAAAAGCUGUAUUCUAUAUAUUCAUCCAGGUGAACCUGGUGUCAGAACAUAUCUGGUGUAACGACUUCCUGGUGCGGAGCUUCUACCUGAAAAACGUGCAGACUCAGGAGACUCGGACACUCACUCAGUUCCACUUCCUGAGCUGGCCAGCUCAGGGCAUCCCUACCUCCACACGCCCCCUGUUGGACUUUCGCAGGUACUGCUGCUUCAUGUAUAUCCUUACUUAAAACUCUCCUAACUCGACUCUUAGCCAGUGAGAGUUCAGUUGUUUUCAAACCUGAAGGUCAGAAAUAUUUUUCUUUAUUAUGCAUGUGCUCUAAACCUCCUGUAAAAUGUGUCCGUUGGUUUCUUAAUUAAGACAAAAGUUGAGUUACAUGUUCUUCUUUACUAACCAGAUUCCCUCCUUCAAACUCCACUUUUCAUUCCUGACCCAGUAUCAAGUAUUUACCCUGCCAUGGUGUAGUAAAAAUCAGCUUAGACAAGUUCUUUUCCACUUUACAUGGGGGAUCACUUUGGAUAUUGCGGGAGAACAUAAGAUGAUGCACUGCUUCAGCCCCUCGACCUUCAUUAUCCUCUCCUCCUGUCCCUCUGACCCCCCUUCUCCUCUCCUCCCUCCUCUCCCUGUGCGAUGGAGGUCAGCGGAGCCAUGGCUUUAAUUUUAACAUAUCUGUCUGUGUCAUUCUUGUGGUUUGCAGCUAGUAGUCUGGGUCCAGUUGCAUAGUCACAAAAAUGAUCAUGGACUGAUGUGGCUGCAGCAGGAGGUCCAUCGCCAAAACCCCCUUUCCACCCCUCCCCUCCUGAUCUCUCUCUCUCUUUCUCUUUAUCUCUUUCUCUCUUUCUCUCUAUCUCUCACUGCCCGCUCAUACGUAGCAUAUAUCGGGACAAAGGUUACAUUUUUACACCAUUAGUUUUUGCACGUUGGCUUCAAAAGUCCAACUCUGUAUGCUUCAUUCCUUGAUCACAGAAAGUAGCUCAAAUUUCCCUUAUCUUCUGUUAUUUUUCAUUACGAUCUGGUCUACACAAUAUAUUUCUUCUCGUUUCUCUUUAGGAAGGUGAACAAGUGCUACCGAGGACGAUCCUGCCCUAUCAUUGUGCACUGCAGGUACCUAACAAAGAUAACAUCUUGACUACAGAGAUCUUAAAACAAUAAGAAAUAAAAUAUGGACUUUUGAAUUUUCAUACAUGGAUCAAGACGCAUCCUGUUGUAGUACCACUUAUGUCCACUUAGUGGGAGCAAACUCUAAAAUAUUUGUAAUCAAGAGUCUGGCAGCUGGAAAACAGAAGGGCUAGGGUCUAUUUGUGAUGCAUGUGUCUGUCCUCAGUUUUUCUGUGCUUUCUUAGCUAACUGUCUUUGUUUUGUACUUUACCAAUAGUGAUGGUACAGGCCGGACUGGAACUUACAUCCUGAUUGACAUGGUUCUGAAUCGCAUGGCCAAAGGUAUGAUUGCAUUUUAGUUGUUUUUUUUCUGCCUGUAAUCAUCUGGAUCAUCAUGUUUUAUUUUAUUUAUCAGCUUGAUGAAGUUUUUGUCUGCAAUAAUUACUAAUACUAUCUGUUCAUACACAAUGUGAAGGCCCCUUGUUUGAGAAAAAAUUGCUUUGUGAAUUUAAUGUAUCGCCUGUAUUUUACCUUUUCUCUUGCAGGUGUGAAAGAAAUCGACAUCGCUGCAACUCUGGAGCAUAUCCGGGACCAGCGGCCUGGGAUGGUUCGCACUAAGGUACGUAUCCUUCCUUCGUUCAUUCAUUUGUUUGGGUGUGCCCCGAACACCCCGGGACAUGCCCUCAAGCAGGGGGGGCACACACGUCUUCCCUGUGGGCGAGAAAAAAUUUUUUUUUGGGGGGGCAAAAAUUUGCAUAAUUUUAGUAUAACCCCCUCUUUGUACCUCUCCAGACACACCAGGGGAGACACGGCCCCCCCCAGCCCCGGUGUACCGGGAGCGCCUGCUUCCAGCACCCUGUUGCAAGUGGGAAUUGAACCUAGCACCUCCCGACCGGUGCCAUUUCAGGCUCAAUAUACACCCGAGUGUGUAUUCCACUACGCUACCGAAUACCUUCCACACUUGGAACUGCGCUCGUCACCCUUUUAACUUGCACUUUGGCUCUAGGGCUUUUAAAACUUGUGUCCUGAAUAAGGUUUUGAACCUGCAACCUUUGGAGCGCCAGUCAGGUCUCUAAGCCUCUGAGCUACAGAGACUUGUUGUGAUCACAAUGGUUUUCUAGUUCGGGUCAGGGAGAGUACACCUCAAUAUUAAGAAUGACAAGAAGGACACACUGAGGCUUGAACUCACGACCUCUGCAUUUCCAGUCCAAGACCUAAACUACUGAGCUACAGAGACCUGAAGCACAACAGUGGUUUUCAGGUCCUAGUCAGGGAGAGUACACCUUAAUAUUAAGAAUGACAAGAAGGACACACUGAGGCUUGAACUCACGACCUCUGCAUUUCCAGUCCAAGACCUAAACCACUGAGCCACACAGAUUUGAUUUGUUAGUUUUGGUUUUCAAGUAUUUAUCUUGGACAGUAAACCUCAAUAUUAAGAAUGACCCUCCGGGGCUUGAACCCACCACCUCUGUAUUCUUAGUCAAAGAGCUUCACCACUAAGCUACAGAGGUAGACACCAGACAGUUCACCUACAGAUAUUCACUCGCUCUUUGACACCAUAACUCAGAUUUAAAAUUUCAUAUGAAGGAAAAAUCCCUCAAUUUCUGCACUCUUACUUUGUCUCCAAGCUGCAGCGCCAGAUCAUGACAAAAAAAAGAGUUUGCGGUCUUGUCUUUGAACACUGGCCUUCAAAACUAAUCUAUAAUAUGUUUGAACCAGCGAUCUCUUGACUCCUUAAUCAGCCUGCCCUGAGUUGUGGAGACAGACAUGCUUCUGUUCUGACCAAUCAGGAUUAACCACAGCUCCUCAUGUACGUGAGCUGUGUCGUAGACCCUUUGGAAAAUUUGAUCACUAAACUGUUUUUUUUUUUUUUUUUCCUCGUUUCAGGACCAGUUUGAGUUCGCUCUGACAGCUGUGGCUGAGGAGGUCAAUGCCAUCCUCAAAGCUCUGCCCCAGUGAAACCAGUCCAACCCAGACUCCUGCCCGCCUGACCCCACCCCUGAUUCAGGCUCCUGUCUUACCUCCACCUUCUCUCUCUGUGGUGGUCGAUGAUGAUGAUGAUGAUGAUGAUAAUGAUGAUGAUGAUGAUGCUUCUCCAUCUGCCUGUCGACUUAUACUUUAAAAUGUAAUAUGAUAUCAAACAAACCUUGACACUGGAUGGUUGAAUGUCAGAAAGGAUUCACAUAGCCAUGGUUUUUAGUGUUUUUGGUAAGGACCUGAUGCUGUUAAGGAAAUCCAGGUGUAUGUUUAAUGAGAGCUAAUUACAAUUAACAGUUUCACUUAAAAAAUCAUCAAUUAAUAUAGCUUUGGAGUAGAGCAAGCAAUCAUUGAGUUCUACAUUAUACACUCCACAGGGUAUGAUUCGUUGACUCAUGAAGUCAGCCUUUAAAUGUGAACAUGGCACUAAUUAAAGAUGUUUGUCUCUUACCAAAAUCCAUCCUGACACUUGAGUAGUUGGUGUCUUAUUUGAAUUUAAUUUUCCAUCUUUCUUAUAUGUGAUUUGUUUCUGUUAAACAAGGAAAUAUAAGUAUUUUAAAAAUGAUCUGAAAUCCUCCAAAAUGCCUGAAUUAGUACAUUUAUUCAAAGUUAAAGUCACUGGUAGAAUAUGAAAUGUCCUGGAAGAUGGCAAGUAAUGAUUGUUUCCACUUCCUGCCUGGCCCGUCAUUUCCUGUCCCAUCAUCACGACCGACUGCUGAAAAAAACGAUUUAAAAAAAAACUAUGGUGUCUGUGUGCCAUUUAUAUCUGAAAAUCCUGGAUGAAUAUCUGUUGUUGUAUACUUCAUGCAAGUCUAAAAAUGGAUAAAAAAAAAAAAAUUAUAUUGUAUGAAAAGAAAGCUAUUUUGUAUCUGUGAAACCUUAAAUAAAUCUCUUCGUGUUUAAGUGCUGCAAUCA
Messenger RNA from Xyrichtys novacula (pearly razorfish), 22765 nucleotides. NCBI's taxonomy places the organism in Eukaryota, Metazoa, Chordata, Actinopteri, Labriformes, Labridae. The record is from the annotation of a GenBank genome assembly.